Messenger RNA from Pseudoliparis swirei, 3694 nucleotides. It is a transcript of the gene lnx2b, whose product is annotated as ligand of numb-protein X 2b. The coding region runs from base 409 to 2496 and encodes 695 amino acids. The transcript is spliced from 10 exons. Gene Ontology annotation, molecular function: protein binding; ubiquitin-protein transferase activity. The record is from RefSeq and is a predicted model, not a curated record. NCBI's taxonomy places the organism in Eukaryota, Metazoa, Chordata, Actinopteri, Perciformes, Liparidae.
AAAGUCGCCCAGUCCUCGCCGGGAGGUUGAGCUACACCUGCGGGACGUCAGGCGGGGAGAAGACGGCGACGGCAAUGCGGUAAAAGGAAAGCCAGACAUCCUCGUCGGGGAAGACGCUGUCGGGUGUUUUUAAUAUCGCGAUUGUUUUAAACGCAGCGAGUUCGCGGCGGUCUCUUUGUUCACACUAGCGAUACGCGGCCGUCGGCUAGCUGCUUCCGGAACGCAGCCUUCACACAGAAAAUCAGCAUGAAGACAUGAAGAUAACAUCGUUCACUCCGGAUCAUCCUUUCAUUUUCAGUUUGAAUGGAUUUUUAGCUUUGGACAUAGACGUAUGACCAGACGCGGUUUUAAGGAUAUAAGAGAGCGCUGAUCAUUUCCAGAGAAGUUUGGACUGAUCUUCUUCAGCCAAUGGCUACGACAGAAACCAAAGUCGCAGGCAGCGUUUGCACCGCGGGCCUUUCAUGGGCGCGGGUGUGUAAGGAGUGUGGCCAGCAGCACGAGGGCUUGGACUGCCACCUGUAUGAGUACCAGGAUGAGGUGGACGAUGAACUGGUUUGCCACAUCUGCCUGCAGCCCCUCCUCAGACCUAUGGACACCCCUUGUGGCCACACAUAUUGCUUUCAUUGUCUGAGCAACUUUUUGAAAGAGCAGGACUUCUGCCCCGUGGACCGCCUGCGGCUGCAGUUGCAUCAAUGCCGUCCCUCCAGCCUGCUGGUCAGGAACCUGCUGGACAAGCUGACUGUGAUGUGUCCCCACUCUGCAGAGUGUCAGCUGCAGAUGCAGCGCUGUGAGCUGCAGCCUCACCUACACAACAGAUGUCCUGUUUUUAGAAGACUGAGGGAGGAAGCAGAGAAGAGGAAGAGGCCCUCGUGGAACGAGCUAAAGGGACGUAAGAGUGACGGCGAGUCUUCUGAUGAUGCUAAGCAUUCAGCAACACAGUCCCGAAAUCCCACCAGAGAUCAGCCGGAGCCCGGGCUGAUUAAUCCUGCCUAUGAAGAAAGUGAGGAAGACAACACCCUGCUGCGGUCCAGUCUGGUGGCCGAGGCCGUUGUGGUGGAGCUGUUCAGAGAGGAGCCGGAGGAGGAGCUGGGCCUUCGCAUCGUGGGGGGGAAAGACACACCGCUGGGGAACAUCGUCAUCCAGGAGAUAAUCCGGGACUCGCUAGCAGCUCGUGAUGGCAGACUGGCCCCAGGGGACCACAUCUUAGAGGUGAACGAUGUCACUCUGGCUUCAGUCCCCCACGCCCGAGCCAUCUCAGUGCUCCGCCUGCCCUCCCUCCUCCGGCUCACGGUUAUGCAGGAGAAAGGUUUUAAGCCGAGGGAUCCACGAUCCGAUCAUCACACUUCCCCUUGCACCACUUCCACUGCCUCGCAGCCCUCUCCCAGUCCCCAUGGCAACACUACCUCCAAUCACAACCCUGGCACGGUCCUGCAGGUGACGCUAAUGAAGAGCCAGCGCACCGAACCGCUCGGCAUCAAACUCAUACGCAAAUCGGAUGAGAGCGGGGUUUUCAUCCUGGACCUGCUGUCGGGUGGAUUAGCAGCGAAAGAUGGAAAGCUGAGGAACAAUGACAAGGUGUUGGCCAUCAAUGGACAUGACCUGAGGCACGGUACACCUGAGAGCGCUGCCCAGAUCAUACAGGCGAGUGAGGUGCGUGUGAACUUUGUGGUGAUGAGACCUGCAGACGCUCAGGAAGAAGGAGGAAGCGGCCGAGAGCACAGCAGAGCAACCAGGAGGGCGCCUGAGCCGCAGUACUUCAGGCGCCGGUCCACUUACAUGAAGGAUCCUCCAGGUGGGUUUUCCAGCCAGGAGAAGACUGUGAGUCUGAAGAAGGAGCCUCGGCUCUCCCUGGGCAUCACCAUCGCCGGGGGGAGGGACUGCCGCAGCCGUCUGCCCGUUUACAUCACGAGUGUGCAGCCUGUCGGCUGUCUUUACCGAGAUGGCACCAUCAAAAGAGGCGACGUUCUGCUGAGCAUCAACGGCGUCGAUCUGACCCAGUUGACCUACAACGAGGCCGUUUCUGCGCUGAAGACUCAGACGGCUCAGUCCCAGGUGGCGCUCCGUGUCAUCCAGACGCUCUCAGAGGACUCAGAGGAGGACGUCGAGGCUGCCAACAAGGACGAACUGGACACUUUGGAUGACCCACGAGACGACGCAUUCAACUGGACCCCCCUGUGGACUCGCUGGCUGGGACUACCGAGUCCCAUGCACUGGUGCCGGGACAUCGUCCUGCAGAAGACCAACAACGAGAGCUGGGGCUUCAGUAUCGUCGGCGGCUACGAGGAGAGCCACGGCCAGCAGCCGUUCUUCAUCAAAACCAUUGUGCCCGGUACACCUGCGCACUUUGACGGACGCCUCAAGUGCGGUGAUGAGAUUGUGGCAGUGAAUGGAGCCACCACAGUGGGAAUGAACAACUCCUCUCUCAUCCCCAUGCUGAAGCUGCAGAAGAACAAAGUCACACUGACUGUGGUGUCCUGGCCCGGGAGUCUUGUGUAGAACAACACACCUGCACAGUCACUCUCUUUUCUUUCUGUCGCCCUCGUUAAUAGUUCACAGCACGCAGAUUCUUGACUGAGCCGCUCACUGUCGCUUUCAUGUGUAACUCAUUGUUAGUUACAUUGAUGUUCAAUCUGUGUCAUACCGAAUAUAAAUAACCAUCCUGUGUACAAUAGAAACGACUUUCCCAAGCACGCUCCCAGCAGGCUGUUGGUUGCAGUGUCCUGUCUGAUGUGAUUAAUCAGGGUGCAACAAUGAUGACAAUCAGUGAAUAAUAUUGUGGACAAACUGGAAGGAUGGUUGUUGUUGUUGUUGUUUUUAAAUAACUUUUUCUGAAUACAUCAUGUUGCUUUCCUGUUAAAUAAAUAAUGCCGUCAUUGGAGUGAUUCACAUAAAUAACAUCCGAAGAUAAAAUGUAGUGCUUAUUUAGACAGUUGAGAUGAAGAAUUAUAUAUUUAAUCAACCACAUAUAACUAAAAUGGUUGCUGAUGUAUAGACUCAUGCCAAAGACAGAAGAAUCAUCCUGUCCUGUAGCUUUUGUACCACGUGAUUUUAUCAACCUAAUUUAUACUUUCAAAACGUGCAUCAGAAUGAUGAAGCAAUGAGGUAAAUUCAGUUCAAUUGAGUCAAGGUGACAUUAGAGGUCAAAUCAACAGCUGCAGCUACAAAAAGAGACUUUUGGUUUUAACAGCGAGGAAACCUGCACCGAGCUUUUAAUCAGAAUGGUAGUGGUCGAAAACAUCUUUGGCCCGGGUUUCUUUUCUGUUCGGCGUUGAUGUUGGCAAAUACCGCAACAGGAAAUAAACUUGUAUAUUGUUGUUUAAAACUGUGAGCUGGUCUAUAGAAGCAUUAUGUAAUACUGAAUGACUUUGAUAAGCGUGUGCCUUGUAGACAUUGAAGGACAAACCAGAAUGUAUACUUGCCUUAAAUUUCCAUUGUACCAAAAUGUGUUUCCCAUCAUUAUUUCCUCACAUUAUAUCGUGAAUUUCAAAGGAGAACCACUUUGUAUAGAUACAUUUAUGUUACCUCGUUCUUUUCAACACGUUCCCAGUGGCCUUUCUUGUGCUUCAAUUGAGACAAGACUUAUUGAAUGAUUCAGAAUUGGUUUUGGAGAUUGGCAGUGGAAUACAGUGUAUACAGUUGAUGUGUGUAUUAGCCCGUCCACUGUUUUAUCAUGUUCAAUAAAAUCAUAACAAAU